AUGGAAGGAGUUGUGAACGAGACUCGCUUCGAAAAACUCACUAAACUGAAGUACUUGUUUGCAUCUGGCAACAACUUUACUUUGAAAGUGAGCCCGGAUUGGAUUCCACCUUUCCCACUUGAGGAGAUUGGCCUUGGUUCAUGGAAUCUUGGGACAGUUUCUGAGAUACCCUCAUGGAUUCAACUACAUUUUCCAAGAUGGGUUUGGGAUGUGAUUUCACUCAACCUUUCUCACAACCAUUUUCAUGGAGAAAUCCCGGAUUUUAAACCAUGGGGAAAUCGCCUUGUUUUUCCUUAUUAUCGUCAUGUUUAUUUGAGUUCCAAUCGAUUUAGUGGCUCGUUGCCUCAGGUAUCAUAUGAUACAUUGGAGUUGGAUCUUUCCAACGAUUCUUUCUCAGGCAGUUUGUCACACUUUCUAUGUGAUGCCACAAGUGAUAGUACUAAUAUAAUGAAGAUUCUCCAUUUGGUAAACAAUUUGGUAAGUGGGGAGAUUCCAAAUUGUUGGAUGAAAUGGUCUUCUUUGGAAUACAUCAAUCUAGGUAACAACUUGUUGUUUGGAAGAAUCCCUGGCUCUAUAGGGUCUUUGUCUAGUUUGUUAUCAUUGAAUCUUGAUGGAAACAAUUUCUCUGGACAAGUACCUUUGUCAAUACAAAAUUGCACCAAACUAAUGAAGUUUGAUCUUGGUGGCAAUAACCUUGUUGGGAAAAUGCCAACAUGGAUUGGAACAAGCUUCUCCAAUUUGAUGAUUCUUGUCUUGAGCUCCAAUAAAUUUAGUGGUGACAUUCCUUCAAGUAUAUGUCACUUAAACACUCUCCAAAUAUUGGAUAUUUCAAGUAAUGAUUUAUCUGGGGCGAUACCUCCUUGUGUUCAUAAUCUCACUGCAAUGGCUACAAGAAGAGGUUUUGGUGGUGGAAACAUACAAUAUUCUCAAGUGUUUGAUGCAUUUAUAGAGAGUGUGUUAAUUGAUGCAAAAGGAUUAGUGCUUCAAUAUGAUACCAUUCUUGUAUUGGUGACACUGUAG
Salvia splendens (bonfire salvia) is the source of this 1020-nucleotide messenger RNA. Its product is annotated as receptor-like protein EIX2. Gene Ontology annotation, molecular function: protein binding. Lineage: Eukaryota; Viridiplantae; Streptophyta; Magnoliopsida; Lamiales; Lamiaceae. The transcript is spliced from 2 exons. Bases 1 to 1020 code for a protein of 339 amino acids. The record is from RefSeq and is a predicted model, not a curated record.